AUCUAAAAAUAAUGGAAUCAAUAAGUGAUAAGCCUCUAGUGUUGGUCACAGGCAUCUCAGGAUAUCUAGGCUCCUGGUGAGCCAAGAAAGCUAUCGAUAGUGGAAAGUACAAGGUCAGAGGGUCAGUAAGAGACAAAGACAACAAGGAGCAGAUGGAAAUACUUGAAGAAGGCUUCGGAGGUGACUUUAAAGACAUUGAAAUCGUCUCAGCUGACCUGAGGGAUGAAGAAUCAAUGGCUAAUGCUGUCCAUGGUUGUGAUUAUAUCAUUCAUGUUGCUUCACCUUUACCUCUCACGACUCCUAAAAAUUUUGAGAAGGAAGUGAUUGAACCUGCUGUGAAUGGUGUAAAAUAUGUUCUACAAGCCUCAGUACGCUCUACAGUUAAGAAGGUAAUCAUCACUUCAUCUGCAAAUACUGUCCAAGAUCAGCUCAAGGGAGAUGGAACAUAUGGCAAGGAUAGUUUCAUCAAAGAGCAUAAAGGAAUGAAUGGAUAUUACAGAAGUAAGAACCGAUCAGAGAAAUUUGCAUUUGAUUUCAUGAGGAGCCUUUCCAAAGAGGAUCGUACGUUCGAAAUGUGAGUGAUCAAUCCAGGCAUCAUAGUUGGUACCACAUUCCUACGAAAUGCCAAAGGAGCCGUUCUUGGACUCUUUACAGAUGCACUUAAUGGGAAGAAGAUAUCCUUGCCUCAGACAUACUAUCCUCAUUCUGAUGUCCAAGACUGAGGAGAUGCCCAUGUAAAUGCUAUUGAGCUUGGUGAAGAUCUUUGUAGAUAUCCCCUAGCCAGCGGGAAUAUGAAAUUCAGAGCUUAUUUUGAUUAUAUAAAAGAGGAGUUUGAGCCAAAGGGAUACAAAAUCAGGCAUUCUGAGCUUUCUAAAUGCACUAUAUGGAUAGGAAGCUUGUUCAACAAGGAUGCCAAAAAUUUCUUAUGGCAAUGGAAUGUCAAAGCAUUCAUGGAUGGGGAAUAUGCAGCCAAAAAGCUAAACCUCACCUACAAAGAUGCGAGAGAAAGCAGCAUAGACCUAGCUAACUCACUAAUCAACCUCGGGCUAGUAAAUCAACCCAAAAAGAAAUAAUCCUACACUUCUGUUGCUUCAAUACUUAUC
Messenger RNA from Moneuplotes crassus, 1103 nucleotides. The record is from the annotation of a GenBank genome assembly. NCBI's taxonomy places the organism in Eukaryota, Ciliophora, Spirotrichea, Euplotida, Euplotidae.